UCUUAGUACUCGCCGUAGCCUCCUACCAACCAGAGUUGUAUUUGCUACUGUAUAAAAGUGAUUGUAUCAUUAGACGUGAGUCGUAUUGAGAUGAACAUUUUUGAAAGAAAUCAACGUUGAUAAGAACGAUCUUAGAUAUACUUAAAUAUAUAUAUAUGUAUAUAUAUCAGCCGGCUGAGAGGUGUAUCAGCAGUCUUGGGGAAGAGUGUGGGUGGGUGAUGCAGCCGUUCUCGGGCUGGUGUUACUAUGGUUUCACCAGUGACCAGAAAUAUAUAGUUACUAUAGCCAAUUACUGAAUAAUUGGCUCACCACAGAUCCGUCGGACUUCCUGAUCAGAGAUGACGAUGGGCGAGUUCUGGAGGCGUCACGUGUCGCCAUAUUGGAAGUCCCUGGUGGUGCUCCUGGUCCCCAUCCUCCUGCUGCCCUUCCCUCUGAUCUACCACACUGACGCGGCGAGAUGCGGGUACGUCAUUGUGAUAAUGGCGGUGUACUGGAUGACGGAGGCCUUGCCGCUGGCCAUCACCGCUCUCAUCCCCGUCUUCGCCUUCCCCCUGCUUGGUGUCAUCUCCACCGGCGACAUCUGCAUCGUCUACAUGAAGGAGACCAACAUGAUGUUCCUGGGCGGCCUCACAGUCGCCAUCGCCGUCGAGCACUGUAAUCUGCACAGACGAAUCGCGCUAAGAGUCAUCCUCCUGCUGGGUCAAUCACCACGCAGGCUGAUGGCGGGGUUCAUGUUGACAACAAUGUUCUUAUCCAUGUGGAUUUCCAACACAGCCACCACAGCCAUGAUGGUGCCCAUAGUGGACGCCAUCUUGGUGGAGUUGUAUGCGGGACAGAGUGAUGAAGACGAGACUGAUAAAGAAUUCAUGGACCUCAGCGUGUAUCCUCCUCACCAGAGCCAGAUGGAGCUGGCUCCUUCUGUCCAAAAGCGGGACCCCAGACUUAGUGAGGACAAGGAAGACGAGACUGCUUGGCACCAACGUGCUCAUACGAUUCCUGAGGAGGAACUGGACGGUAAAGCGACCAUGACUAGAGUGCCUUUUCCUGUCAGUAGUGCCAGACGAGCGAGCAGUGCCCAUGGACCAGACGCGACUGAGGCGGACACACUCUACAAGGAUACUAAGGUGGUGCUCUUGAUGUCAGUGAUGUAUGCUGCAGACCUCGGUGGCACUGGCAUCAUUACAGGCAGUGGCACUAACAUGGUUCUUAAGGGAUUGUUGCAGGACUCGUACAGCGAACCAACGGGUCUUAACUUUCUCUCGUGGAUGUUGUUCAACGUUCCCGGCAUGUUGAUCUGUGUGGUCUUGGCCUGGCUGUGGCUGCAGCUCUACUUCUCAGGAAUGUUGUGUGGCCAAAGGAAGAAAAUGAUCCAAAAUCCAUCAGAGGAGCGACAGAAGGCGGUGAAGCAGCUGAUAUUAGCCAAGUACCGCGAGCUGGGACUCAUCACCUUCCAGGAGGUUGUAGUGCUGACCCUCUUCAUCAUUCUUGUUCUGCUGUGGCUCUUCAGGGCUCCAGAGUUCAUCCCUGGAUGGGCAAAGUGGUUUGAAGAUGCUUUUGGAGUGGAGGUGGAUGAUGCAACGCCUGCAAUGUUCAUAGUCUUCCUGUUGUUUGCUCUGCCUGCGAACCUCAACUUCUGGUGCUUUAGCAAACCAGAUGAGCCCAAGCGCUUGGACAACAACUCCUGCCUGACGUGGAAAGUUGUGCAGGAGAAGAUCCCUUGGGGCGUGGUCCUCCUGCUGGGCGGAGGCUUUGCCAUGGCUGAGGGCGCUAAGGUGUCCGGUUUAUCCCAGUGGAUGGGAGAGUCGCUAAAAGGUUUAAAUGGUUUACACAGUGUGUACAUCGUGAUGAUUGUAACUUUCUCAACUGCCAUGCUAACAGAAGUUGCCUCCAACACUGCCACAGCUUCUAUACUGCUUCCAGUUCUGAAUGAGUUGGCAUUAAACAUACAGGUAAAUCCAAUCUAUCUGAUGCUACCAGCUACUAUAUGCUGUUCCUAUGCUUUCAUGCUGCCAGUUGCUACUCCCCCUAAUGCCAUAGUGUUUGGGGCAGCAAACAUGAAGACUACGCAGAUGAUGUAUGCGGGUAUAGUGAUGAACAUUAUCUGCAUCAUUGUAAUCAACGUGAUGAUCAACACUUUGGGCGUGUACAUGUUUGAUCUCAACACUAUGCCUUCAUGGACCAACUCAACAACUUUACUGUAGUGACGGUAUUGACCCCAUAGUUAUAAUAGACUCCCUUUGUAGUUGUACGUGUUGCAACGGCUCAAGGGAUAGGGACCACAUACAAUAGUUAUAAUAGACUUUUAUAGUUGCAUGUGUCACAACUGCUUAAGGAAUGGAGACUACAAAAUUAUGAAUUUAUAAGUUGAGUCAAAACAAUUUAAAACGUUAUAGAUUUUGAGAGCUAGCAAUUUUAGAUUAAUGACUUGAUUGACGUUUUACAUAAUUAUUUUAAUACAAAAUUUAUAAAAAGUUGUUAAAGAAUUUGGAAAUUUUAAAUGAUAUAUUUAAAUAAUCAUAUUAUAUAUAUACUGUAGCUCAUUACUACUACUCUCUCUACCUAAUCUAUGGCUAAAUUUCUGGCAGCAAGUGUUCGUUGAGAAAAUUCCCUCCAAGAAAUCUUUGACAAGUGAGCCACCAAACAUCAGUCUCUUGAUAUCUUGUUUGAAGAUGUCUUAUGUUGUUAUCUUGAGGCCAUGAGGCCUUACCCAUGCAGAUGGUGCUGGUAUUCCACCUGCAGGUGGUAGGGGCGUUUCCCCGCAGAUGGUGAGGGAGUUCCCCUGCAGAUGGUGGGGAAGUUCCCCUGCAGGUGGUGGGGGCAUUCCCUGCAGGUGGUGGGGGCGUUUCCCUCCAGGUAGUGUUGCCUACCUGGAGGGAAGCGUAGGUUGGGGGGGGGAGGUGUUCCCCUCAAGGUGAGCUUAAAUAUUAAUUUUCAAGUCAAAAUUUUACCAAAAUAAAAUUAUGUUAAAACAACCUGGGAAUGUUUUGUUUUUAUGAUAUAUAUAUAUAUAUAUAUAUAUAUAUAU
This is a messenger RNA of Procambarus clarkii (red swamp crayfish), 3025 nucleotides long. NCBI's taxonomy places the organism in Eukaryota, Metazoa, Arthropoda, Malacostraca, Decapoda, Cambaridae. The record is from RefSeq and is a predicted model, not a curated record.